AUGCAUAAGCCAUCCAUCGCCGAGGCUGUACACAAUGCCACUUUCCCACGACCGAAAUCAAACGACCCUACGUCUUUUGAGGCCCAUAUUAAACGCAACCUGGUUCCCGAGGUCCGCAUGGAAACCUCGAUGUUCUACGGCUCUUUAGACUGCAUUGAAGCACAAUACCCUGGAUUGGACUACUCGUAUGGACCCCAUCGGAUGAGACUCGGCCGCUUCCCCUGGCAUCGCAAACUGUUUCGCGUGUUCGAUGAUUUAGGCCUCACCAAGGCGGAGAUUGCCUUCCUGUGUCGCUGGGAGGGCACCAAGUCUGCUCGCGAGCGAUAUGAGAAAGAAGAAGGCACCAAGGUUCGCGAUACGACCGCCGAUGGUGUUCGCCCGGCUACACCGUCACCUGGCCCGAUUGCUCGAUUCGCUUCAGAUGAGGUGGCUCAACCAUCUUCAACUAGGGCGUCUACAGUUAAAGAAGAAGCUAUUGUCAAGGUGAACCCAAUAAUUACAGAUCAUCUUGAGGAAGAGAAGAAAGAUGAUGACGAGGAAGAAGAGGACGAGGAGGAAGAGGAAGCACGAAAGGAAAAGGAAGAGGAAGAGGAUGAAGAGGAGGAAGAAUCCAGCGACGAAGAAAUGGAGAGCUAUGGUCUACAACUUAACCAGCGUCUUUUGUAUGCCACAGCUGCUCGUGAACGAGGCGCCAAUGUUCCCAUGGACGAGGACUGGGAACAAUGGCUCAAGGAAGCUGUCGAACGAGGCAACUAUUCAGACAUGCUUGAUGCGAUCCGAACCGGUCAGCCGGUAGGAAAUGCAUCCUUGAACCCUUCUUCUCCCAUACCCGCAAACAACACGGCCUUGCUAAGCCAAUUGGCGAUAUCUGCCCGUCAGUCAGUCAGUAUGGCCGUCGCGCAAUCCAACCGAUCGCUACAACACGCAUCUAGCAGUGCAUCCAGCACUGCACGGUGA
Messenger RNA from Talaromyces rugulosus, 957 nucleotides. RefSeq lists its product as uncharacterized. Lineage: Eukaryota; Fungi; Ascomycota; Eurotiomycetes; Eurotiales; Trichocomaceae. The coding region runs from base 1 to 957 and encodes 318 amino acids. The transcript has a single exon. The record is from RefSeq and is a predicted model, not a curated record.